Penicillium cataractarum is the source of this 534-nucleotide messenger RNA. Its product is annotated as 5'-methylthioadenosine/S-adenosylhomocysteine nucleosidase family protein. Bases 1 to 534 code for a protein of 177 amino acids. The record is from RefSeq and is a predicted model, not a curated record. Gene Ontology annotation, biological process: nucleoside metabolic process. Gene Ontology annotation, molecular function: catalytic activity. Lineage: Eukaryota; Fungi; Ascomycota; Eurotiomycetes; Eurotiales; Aspergillaceae. The transcript has a single exon.
AUGAAGCCUCUUCCACCACCACCGAGAGAUCGCCAGGGCUUCUCUAUCGCGAUCAUCUGUGCUCUAGAGGUGGAAUCCGACGCCGUGGAGCGCCUCUUUGACCACUUUUGGGACACCAAUAUCGAUCGAUACGGUAAAGCACCGUACGACAAGAAUUCCUAUCGAACGGGAGUGAUCGGCAAUCAUAAUGUUGUGUUAGCAUACAUGACUGGCAUGGGAAAGACUGAAUCAGCAAAAGUCGCAACAAGCUGCCGUUGGAGCUUCCUAGGCAUCCGACUCGCCUUGGUUAUUGGCGUUUGUGGAGGGGUGCCAGGGAACACUGAAGAUGGGGUAUUUCUGGGCGACAUCAUAAUCAGUGAUGAUAUCUUGCCGUACGACUUCGGAAAAAGGUACCCUGGGACAUUUCAAUGCAGAGAGCCAACAUCUCGCUCUAAUAGGGACCAUGAAGUGCAAGCCUUCUUGCGAAAGCUCAGAAGCCCACAGGGUCGCGAGGACCUACUUGAUAGGACCGAUCAUCAUCUUGUCGACUUAUGA